Apis cerana (Asiatic honeybee) is the source of this 4915-nucleotide messenger RNA. RefSeq lists its product as uncharacterized. NCBI's taxonomy places the organism in Eukaryota, Metazoa, Arthropoda, Insecta, Hymenoptera, Apidae. The record is from RefSeq and is a predicted model, not a curated record.
UUUUUUUUUUUUUCAUUUAUGAAGGGAAAAAUGUCAAAUUAAAUUAAAUCGAUUGAUUAAUGAAAUAUCUGCACCUUUCAUUUUCAUUGUCACAAAUUAACGCGUGUAACGUAUCUCGACAAUAAAACAAGCUUCGACAACGCUUGUGUGUCAAGCUCGCCUUGGGUUUUAUUCAUUGCAGUAUCGGAUCGAUAAAUUCGAUCGUUUAUGAGAUUAAUUGGUUUUCGUUGGGUCAAUGGCUUGUGCAAGCGUAUCGACGUGGUCUGGAAUACUCGAUGACCCAGUUCAUAGUCCGUUAUUUCGAUUAGAUUUUUUACUAUCGAUACUAAUACUGAAAGUGCCGAGUGUAACAUAUCAUUAUUGUGAAAUAAGAAAAAAAUAUAUAUAUAUAUAAACUGUAAAAAUAUGAAAUGUACGAUGUCUAAUCAACUUUAAAAUUACGAUUAUCGAAUUUAUAUGCAAAUAUAUAGGCAUACGUAAUAAGUACACAUCCACCACCCACAAUGAACAAUAUCAACAUGCAUACCACCAUUUCAAUCGUUAUCUGUUGAGAAGAGCCAUUUGUACGACUGUCGUCAGGGUAUUCGUACAUCGGUAAUAUAAAUGGUAAACUGGUAUUGUUUGUUGUGGUGUGUUUAUUUUCAAAACGUAAUAAUCGCAGGGAAGAUAUUGGUUGUAUACAAUUACAAAGCAAAGCAAAGUGUGCGCGUAGCCGAGACGCGUCUACAACGAAGAGAGAGCCAAUUUCCUUUCCUAGUCUGGUCUGGAACCAGGGUGACUUAAGUCCGUCGAUGAUUACAGAACGACGAGGCUUUAAUUUAAUCCUCCGUAGUUUUUUAGGGUCGUAAACGAAACCGGUUGCAUCCAACUGGAAUAUACAUAGAGCUAGAACCGUACACGUUCGCAUAAAGAUGUUUCUUUCCGGCUGAGAAAUACCUGAGGGAUCUCGUCCAGUCCAGUUCGAGUGGAACCAGCGCGGUUCGAGAAUUACGAACGCUGACUCUUUUCGUAAAGUAUUGAUAUCUCGAUAACGUUUUUCCCUUUGACAAUUUCAUCAUCUCAACUUUAUGCAACGAAAACAUUUCCCGCUUGUGGAGAAAUCAAGUUAUUUUAAAUUGGAAUCUAGAAUGGAAAAAUGUUUUGAUAAAUUAUUCAAAUGAUUAUAAUUUCAAUAGGGAAAAAUAUUUGAUUCUUGAAAUUAUCGUUAGGUUUGACAAGGCGUCGUAAUCAAUUUAUGAUGGAUCGAUCGUCGAUCAAAGUAGUGAUGGCAAUAAUAAUAAUAAUGUAAUAAUUAUUAUGCAUAAGACAAUAGUUUUGUACAUAGUGCUUAAACGAAACCGGUUUCCAGGUAGAUUAUUCCUUAUCGAAACGAAAUGAGUAAUUCUUGCUACGCAGAAUUCUAGUUGAUCAUAGCCAAUAUACUUUUUCCCCUCUAGAAGAAAAGAAAAGAAAAAAAGCAAGAUAAAUGUUAACCUGAACGACCCAGUAAACCAGAAUUCUAACUGUGUCAACAGGCAAGAUUAUGCACGCAUACGCAUCCGGCAAUAUAGUUUCUAGUAGCUCACUUACGCCCUUCUUCGAUACACGUAUGCAUAAGCGGAAAAGGGGACGUCGAUCGAUGAUGAUAACACGUAACAUCGUGGUGAUUAGAUGAAGAAUUGUGAGUGCAGUUGGAUUAAAUCUCGUCUCAAUUUCGGCUUAAUCCUUCUUUUAAUUUAAUCAUAACGAAAUGUUUUAAAUGUUAAGUGACGAAUGGAAGAAAUGUUUCGACGAUCAAAGGCAUACUGGAUUCAGGUUAUGUUCAGUUAACUGUUAAUCAUAGCGAUAGCUUCGUUGAUUCUGAAACUGAUGCAAAUAUUCAAGAUAAGUGAGGCGUGAAAGAUGCUGAAUUGAAAUUUAGAGAUACAAACAGUGAUUGGAAAAGUAUAAAUGAAUCAAGUGCAAUCGAAUACAAUUUCUAUUUCUCUAUUUGAGAAAUUAUCAUAGACUACCAAAGAACAAUACUUUUCUGUGUAAACUUGAUGAAGUGAAACGUGAAUAUAAAGAAAAUUUAUUUUCUGCACUUUCUAUUGUUUCCACAUUAGCAUGUAUCCACACUUCUCUGAUGACGAAUGAUUUGUUCAUGGAGAUCGAUCAUACGAUGAAACCUAACCUGUAAAUAAAAAUUUUAUUUUUCAUCAAAAUAAGAGUAGGAUCAUUUGCUGAAAAUCAAAAUAAUCCACGUGUCUCAAAAUUUUCACUUUUAAUAUCUCAUUUUGAAUAUCUCGUGAAAAGAUAAAUGAUAUAAAUGAUAUCGUAAAAUUAAAUCGAUAAAUUCAAUUCAGUUUGUGAAAAAGUAUGACACGUACCUUUUCGUUACGCAUUAUAUUGACAUAAAAAAAAAAAAAGAUUACUCAAAACGGACACGCGAUUCUACAUUGAUCCUGACCUUUCGUUCAGGAUAUAUUAUUUCCCCCCUCGGGCUUAUUCGUCACGACAAAACAGCAUUGAAAUCAAAAUUCUUGGAAUCACAUCGCGUUAUCAUGUACCAUUUUUACCGAAAUAAAGAAAAAGAAAAAUGUAUAAUAAUAAUUAUCCGAAAAAAAAAUUGACAUUUUAUCUACGAGAAUUUUUAUCGAAGAAGAUGUAAUCCUAUCAGAUUAAUAAUAAUCCUAAGUAUUUUCUAAGUAUUUAUAAGACAGAAAUUUGCAAUCGUUUUUUCGUAAUUAAUGUCGUUAGAUUAUUGAUUAUGAUAAUUCAUAAUUUCUCAAAGUAAAAAAAUUUAUAUUACGUACAAUACUUUAAUACUUUAAUAGAAAAUUCAAAAAUUACAAAUUUAUCGAAUCUCUAAAUUUGAAAUUAGAAAAAUUCGAAGUUACUUCAAAAGUAAAAGAAGAAACAAUGGAGUAGCUUUAUCUGUCAAAUAAAUCUGUUUAUAUUUCGUUCGUGAGAGAGGAGAUUCAGAGAUUCGAAGUUACAUUUUUCGAAGAACAACUAUACUCCUUUGUGAAAUUUUGAAUAAAUUUUACGAACGAGUUUUAUCGAGGACGAGUCAACGAUUACAAUUUAUCACCAGAUUCAUAAGAUUCGUUAUCGAUCCUCGAAUCGGACUCACUUCAACGAUGAGGAAGAAGAGGAUUCAAGGUCGAAGAUCUCUGGGUACGAUUACUCGUUUGCGACGAGCAGAUCGAAAUCUGCACUUCACCAGUAGCCUGCAAUACUACUCUUCACGAGAAAACGAGAAUUUUACUUUUACUUUUCAUCUUGUGUUAAGUUAUCCUGAAAGUUUCGACGAGAAAUUAACAUCAAAUUUACUAUACGAAAUUGGCCUCCAUCUUCGAGAAGAGAAGGAAAUCCAAGCUCGAAGAAGAAUGGAAAGGAAAAAAGAAAAAAAAGUCAACGUUUUUCCAAUAUUUCGCCCGCCACAAACAAAUACAUCUGUUGGUCUUGCCUUUAAAAAAAGGAAACGAAAAAAUUGAAAAAAUUGACAAAAGAAGAAUGGAAAGGUAGAAACGAGUUGAAUUAAAAAGCCAGAAAAGUUUCUGUCAAAGAUACGCGAUGCGAAAAUUGAAGGUAAAAGAAGAAAAACAUCAACAUCGUUUUCCCCGUCAGUUCCACAACAAAACAAAAAACCGCGUCUCUGUUCUAUCGUUGCACAAAGAAGGAUGGAGAGGCGAGCGAGUGAAAUACAAAGCCAGUGUAUUUCUAUAUGUAGCGGUGAAUUUCUUAGAAAAGAGGCGAGAAGAGGUUUGGACGGGCCCCGAAUUGCCGAAAGUAAAGGAAGAUUUGACUUUUUGCCUGGAUAUUAACGGAACGGCGUUAACCCCGAGGGGCCUGAACGUGGCGGAGAGCGAAGGGUAGAGGGGAACGUGGAAUAUAAAGGAGAGUGCCCCGUGCUACGGGGCUUAGUACCGUUCAAAGAUGCAGGCUGCCGAGAUGAUGCGCGAUACCAGGGCCAUCUGCUACGAUCUUGUGUUUCUGUUAUCCCUCUCGAUCAGUUACGUCCAUUCGUUUCCGCUUCAAGUGUUGCCUGCCAUCCAGGGAUACAUUCCGGUUUACAUAAGGUAUGGUAAUCAACCACUCGAGGAGAUAAAUCCUAAGUUAGCCGAGGCGUUUCACGAAGGAUCGAGCAUACACUACGCUUACUCGCCGAUGAAUAAUUUGAAUAAGAAGCUUGAUUUAGAUCUUCCUAAAGAUGAGAACGAUGAGAAAUUGAUAGAGGAGGAUUUGGAAAGGAAAUCUGCCGCGAAUGUGAUCAGAGAGGUUCAAGAAACGUGGAAAGUCGAUCAAUUAAUCGAAGAGGGGAAAAAUGUUCAAGAGAAACGUAAAAGUGACGUUAAAGGAGAUGGGAUGAAAAGUCCAAAUAAUAUACAAGAUUCGAAUUUCCAUCUCGCCGAAUCGUCCAUGGAUAAAUUUCGUUACAAGAACGAUCAAGUUUUUACCUCAAAUAUAAAUGUCGAUCAAAUGAUCGCCCAAGAAUCGGUCCAGUCUGAUAUUUACGAAGCUGAUCAACGUCGUACCAAGGAUAAUGCUUCUGACUCUUGACCCUGAAUGGAUGAAAACUUUGGAGUUUGCUUGAAGAAAAAUAUUUUUUUUUUCAUUCUAAGUAGAUCCUUGGCAGGGAACGUUAGAAAAGCAAGAAAAUGAAUAUUCAGAAGAGAGAAUUACAAAAUUAAACGCCAUUCAUAGUGAUAUUUAUUUAUAGUAAAACGAGUAUAGUGUAGAAUUUUGUGAUAAAAUAUUUCUAAUGGAUUUUAACGCUCGUAAUUGUUCGUCGUCAAAUGUUAUUAACGAAUUGAAUUUAUAUGUAUAUUAUUGUAUAUCGUUGAUUAACGAGAAUCGUGUGAUGCGUAUCGUGCUCAAAUAAAUAAAAUAUUUCAAAGAUAGGAUACGAAAAAUAAAUGGUAUUGCAAUAUUCGAAUUACAUUUAUAAAAA